AUGAAGUGUCUGACUCUAUCGUUUAGUGUGUUAGGAACUACGACAACGUUAUUAUCACAGAUAGUAUUUCAGUUUGCAGUGCUUCUGCAGUUAACACAGGAGGACUGGAAUAAUCUGUUGAAAAAUCAAGAAACGCAGAUUAUAACAUACUACAUCGAGAUCAGUCGGAAGUUUACACUCGCAUAUUUAUAUUGCACGCUUGUAAUUACGUCUUGUUAUGCAUUGACACCUAUUGCCACACAUGUACUUGACAUCAAGUCACCUCUGAAUCAAACAAAACCUAGAAAAUUGUUUUACCCGGCGGAAUACUUAGUGAAUCAAGAAAAGUACUAUUACGUACUUCUGCUAAGCGAGUACGUCGGUUAUAUUUUAUGCGUUUUAAUUGGAGUAACCACCGAUAUCACUUACUUUUUGCUGCUGGAGUAUACCUGUGGAAUGCAUGCUGUAUUAUGUCAUCGCUUGGAGAUUUUAAAUGAACUUUACAAGUUGGAAUGGGUUGACAGUAAUCAAUCGGACGGAAGCAAUGGGAUCAGCUAUCGUGUGCGACGUUGUAUUCAACUGGACAAGAGAAUAAAAGUAUACAUAAAGGAAAUGGAAUCUACUUUUGCGACAAAUCUUUUAAUCGACAUUGCAGUAGGAGCAGUAUUUUAUAUUUGUACGUGCAUAAUGAUUGUGAUUCGAGCGAGACGGUUAUUUGAAAUUUUUCGACUUGUUGCAGUUGCAAUACUGUAUACUUCUCGAUUCUUUUUAAUCAGUUGGACUGGACAGAGAGUGAUUGAUCACAGUUCUGAAAUUCCAACAGCCGUUUAUGAUUGCGUGUGGUAUCGAAUGCCUGUAGAAAUACAAAAGAUGCUAAUGCUAUUAAUUGUAAGAAGUCAGAGGCCUUCCCGAAUGAUACUAGCGGGAAUUUACAUAAUCAAUCUAGAAAGUUUUACUUCGGUAAUGAGAACAUCAGUAUCAUAUUGCACGGUAAUGAUUUCGCUACGCCCAACCAUGGAGAAUAUAUAACUUUCCAUUAGAUUUAUCUCUAGUUAGUUUUUUUCAUGUCUUUCGAGAACUGAGAUAUUAGUGUAAAAGUAUUCGCCCAAUGCUUGUAAUAAAUGUAAAUCAA
Odontomachus brunneus is the source of this 1111-nucleotide messenger RNA. RefSeq names its product odorant receptor 85f-like. Gene Ontology annotation, cellular component: plasma membrane. Bases 1 to 1008 code for a protein of 335 amino acids. Gene Ontology annotation, molecular function: olfactory receptor activity; odorant binding. NCBI's taxonomy places the organism in Eukaryota, Metazoa, Arthropoda, Insecta, Hymenoptera, Formicidae. The transcript has 8 exons. The record is from RefSeq and is a predicted model, not a curated record. Gene Ontology annotation, biological process: sensory perception of smell; detection of chemical stimulus involved in sensory perception of smell.